AUGGCGUCACGCUUGGCACGAAGCGCCGUCGGCGCUCCCCUCCUCCGACCCGUCCUCGCCCGCCGAGCUGCCCCUGCCUUCUCCGUUGCCGCCGCGCGAUACAACAGCAAUGUUCCCGCCGAGGACCCAAAGAAGAAGGCUCAGAGCAUCAUCGACUCUCUUCCCGGUAACAGCAUCCUCAGCAAGAGCGCCAUUCUCAGCUCCGCCGCCGCUCUCUCCAUCUACGCCAUCUCCAGCGAGUACUACGUCAUGAACGAGGAGACCAUCAUCGCCGUCUCCCUUCUUUCCGUCUGGGGUGCUCUGAUCAAGUACGGUGGCCCUGCCUACAAGGAGUGGGCUGAGGCGCAGAACAACAAGAUCAAGAACAUUCUCAACAGCGCCCGUGCCGACCACACCGAGGCUGUCAAGGGCCGUAUUGAGGACGUCAAGCAGAUGGGCAGCGUUGUUGAGAUCACCAAGAACCUGUUCGAGGUUUCCAAGGAGACCGCCAAGCUUGAGUCUGAGGCUUUCGAGCUUGAGCAGAAGACCGCUCUGGCUGCUGAGGCCAAGGCCGUCCUUGAGUCCUGGGUCCGAUACGAGAGUCAGGUCAAGCAGCGCCAGCAGAAGGAGCUUGCUCAGUCCGUUAUCGCCAAGGUCCAGAAGGAGCUCGAGAACCCCAAGGUCCUUCAGCAGAUCCUCCAGCAGAGUGUUGCUGAUAUUGAGAAGAUCGUUGCCUCGAAGGCCCAAUAG
Molecule: messenger RNA, 729 nt
Organism: Fusarium coffeatum
Lineage: Eukaryota; Fungi; Ascomycota; Sordariomycetes; Hypocreales; Nectriaceae
Exons: 4
Coding region: 1-729 (242 amino acids)
Biological process (GO): proton motive force-driven ATP synthesis
Molecular function (GO): proton transmembrane transporter activity
Source: RefSeq, a predicted model, not a curated record